CCUCCCCCGCACCCCCCGCCCGCGGCCAACGGCGACAGCGGGCUGGAGGCGCACUACAGCUGCCCCAUCUGUCUGGAGGUCUACCACCGGCCCGUGGCCAUCGCCGCCUGCGGACACACGUUCUGCGGGGACUGCUUGCAGCCAUGUCUCCUGGUGCCGUCCCCCCUCUGCCCGCUCUGCCGCCUCCCCUUUGAGCCCAAGAAGGUGGACAAAGCUUCUAAUGUGGAGAAGCAACUGUCGUCCUACAAGGCCCCCUGCCGAGGCUGCAGCAAGAAGGUCACCCUGGCUAAGAUGAGAUCACACAUCUCCUCCUGCACGAAGGUCCAGGAACAGAUGGCCAACUGCCCCAAGUUUGCCCCGGUGGUGCCCACGUCUCAGCCCAUUCCCAGCAAUAUCCCCAACAGGUCCACCUUCGUCUGUCCCUACUGUGGAGCCCGUAACCUGGACCAGCAGGAGCUGGUCAAACACUGCAUGGAGAACCACCGCAACGACCCCAACAGGGUGGUCUGUCCGAUCUGCUCAGCGAUGCCCUGGGGUGACCCGAGCUACAAGAGUGCCAAUUUCCUGCAGCAUCUCCUCCACCGGCACAAGUUCUCCUACGACACCUUCGUGGCCACGUUUGGAAAUGACUGCAGUGAGAACGCCCUACUCACGCUUCUGGACUACAGCAUCGACGAAGAAGCUUCGUUCCAGGCGGCCCUGGCGUUGUCCCUGUCUGAGAACUGAGUUGCGGACCGGAGCGGACCCGGAUCCCGCCCCCAGGUCACCGAUCCGAAGCCCGGGGGACUAGAGGUGGCUCGCUCCUCAGCGCUCCCUACCAAUUAGGCCUCCCUGUCACCUCUGUCUGAACUGCACCUUUUCUAAUAAGGUGGAGUCUUUAUUCAUGGCCGAGAGCGAGCGCAGGGUCGGUCAGGGUCAGCCCCAAGGGCCGGUCCUCGGUGCCCUCUGGUGGGUGGGGAGGAGCCGGAGAUUUCUUUACCAGACAGAGGGUUUGGUUUGAGCGGAAACCUUUCACCUCCCCGUUUCUGGUAGAGGGAAGUUGAUGCGUUUGGUGCUUUUUGGCACAGGAGAUCCUCCGGAGCUCGGCGAGGUGGCUGGGGGCUGUGAAACUGUGUGAAAUCUGAGCAGUUGGUUGCAGCUUGGCAAGCGCGGAGGCCGCUUCUCGCUUCUAGAGGCCCUGCUGGGAACACGGCAGCCACCUGGCCCGGUGGCCCAGUGACCCACUGGCCCGGUGGCCGGAGAGGAGAGGCCCGAGCAGCCCCAUCCCGACACCUGGCACUCAGUAAAGCUUCCACCUUGCUCAUUUGGUACCGGCUUUUGUGAUACUUAGAGGUUCUGGCAUUUUUUCUAUAUUAACCUGUGUGAUGACCUUUUCACAUUUUCUAGAGCAAGGAAAAAGCAGUUACUCUUCAUAUUGCAAUAUCUGUGUUUGACUAGGAACAAUAGUAUUUUUAUGAAACAUUAAAAAGAAGUAUAUAUUUUUUAAAGAAAACUAUCAAAAAAAACCAUGGUCCGGGAUCAGCCUGAGGGAGGGGAGGGCUGAGAAACGGGGACCGAAACUGGAAUUGAGAGGGUGUUUCCACUCGUGCUUGUGUGCCUGAGAGGAGGCUGCGUCCAAUAUGUUAUUUCUGGAUUUCUUGAUGGUGGUUUCUUUUUCUCACGUCGACCUUCCUUUUGCUAAUGAGCGGGGAGAGAUUCCAUCCCCCGAGAAGCCCCGGGUGGCUAACGGUUUGAUCGGCCGUUGGGCAGGCUGAUAUUUAGGAGAUCGAGCCAGGCCCGGCUGAGAGCCCCUCCCCGGUUUGUGGAUCUGGACUUGCGGUGGGGGGCAGGAGGAGACCGAAGGAAGCAGAGGGGCUCCCCCUGGGAUGGAGUUUCUUCCGAGUUGCCCGGAAGUUGCCCCUCAGCCGGCGUCUCUGGGAACAGCGUCCCCGAAAGUGAGGGGAGCAUCCCCCAGAGCUGGAAGAGGGGCAGGUUGGAGCCAGCCACUGCUCUCUGCCCUCCGUGAGAUCCACAUGCCCCCAAGCACCCGAAAGAACUCCUAGCGGUAGCCGUCACUGCGCUUUUUGAGGCUGAGCCGCCCGUUCUGGAUGUGGGUGGUGGAGCCGGAUCGGUCGGUUCCAGCCUCCAAAAGCGAAGGAAUAAAGCUGGUCUGGGGGUUGAGGGAUGGACUGGAGGUGCCUAUCUUGAUUUCCAGGUCUAAUCUGGAGACUUCCGAUCCAGUUCUACCCGUAACUGAGAACUGCGUUUGCAUCUCUCUGGCGCUCUCUCUCUCUCUCUCUGUGUCCCUCUCCCUCUCUUUCUAUUUAUUUAAAUCCCAUUUUCAGAAGGAGUCCCCCUUUCAAGCAUCUGAAAAUCUGGAAGGUAGCUGCUCUUAAUUUCAGUUAGAACUAACCCGGCCCCAAGUAGAUUGGGGCCCACUUGUCUAAGGCAGGCGCCAGCAAGAGGCAGGGGGCGAGGGGGAUCCUUCGCUUCUGCAACCGUUUCCUCACUGGGGGAGAAGGGCCCCAGCGGGGCAGGUCUGUCCCUGUCCCUCUCCCCCCAGCCACCCCGAACCGCUGCCUCCCACUCCCUGUGAGUCAGGGAGCCAGUGAGUGGAUAACCCCCGUGGUAUUUGAAAGCCUCUCCUUAACCAAAAAAAGAUUCCAGUGGGUUUAUAGAAGCGGGUUCUCCAGGCAGCACUGGUGUCCCCACCCUCGAGUGGGCGGGGGGUCUGUGGGGUUCUUUCCAAGCGGCAGCACUCCCCUUCGGUAGACCCGUAGCUCCCGGAACUGAAUCCGGGCCCUACGGACAAGCCUCUUCUCGGCGUGUCUGAGUCCCCAGGCGGCUGGGACGUCAAGCCCCUCGGUGCGUAAAGCUCGCGCUGACCAAAGAUUUGGGGCCGAGCCGGCCUCGGGACUGAAAUCCCUAGGAACUAGAUAGCAAGCAGAGGACGCUAAGAAGUCGGCGGUUGCAGUGUCCCUUUCCUAAGCCAAUCAGACUCCUCCUUUCUGCCCUGAGGGAGGGAGAACCUAAUGGACACAGUCGAUCGGCAGCAACAGCAGCAUCAAGGUCGAUAAGAGGCCUGUGGAUGAAGAGUCAGCUUUAGUAUUCUGUUUCAAAGAGGAGGACAGAUUUGGGGAACUCUCAGUACCGGUAGCGGGUCAGAACCUUACAGUGUGGUUGAGACCUUACCCUUGACCUGCGACCUUGGGUAUAUCCUUUAACCCCCUCCCUCCUGGGUAUGUUGUCGUAGGGGUGGGAAGCACUUAGAGCUCUUCAGAAGAAUGGUGCUAUAGAAAUUCAAGAAAUGAUAACUUCUGAGGCUGUAAGUUGCUUCACAUAAUCCCCAGGCAGCCCCUGCCCAACGAUCCUUCAGAUCUCCCCGCAUCCCAGUAAAGCCAACAGUGUCCAGGGAUUCUUUUUGUACAGAUGAGAAACUGAGCAACAGAGACCAAGUUCACCUACCCAGUGGCCCUCAACUGGACAGAAGGUGGAAUCCAGGAGGCUGGAUUCCUUCUUUCCCACCCUACUUUAAAUGUUUAAUUACUAGCUCUGAUCCCAGAGAAGAGGAGUCAUUACAAGAAUCUAGUUCCAGCUUCUUUUCUCCGCCCUGCGGGAAUAGAUCCCGUGGCCAGUCACCAGAUCCUCAAACUACUUAAUUCCUUCAGCCUCACCACGAAGCAUGUCCAUUUCUUCCCUUAGGAAGAACGGUCUGCCGUCCGACCGGUGUGAUAUCGCCCUGGAAUUUGAUUCUUCUCUGCAGAGAGGAGGCUUGGUUCAAAGCACAACUCCAGGAGCAGACUUGGCCUCUUUCUGAGAUCCCUUUGGCCACAGAUUGAGGCAGCGUGACCUCCAGCUAUGGCUUGGCCCCCGGUACUGACCGGAAUGGUUUGCCCUCCCAUGAAGUCCGCCUCUCUGGGUGAACUCUUAUUGAAACGUUGCAAAUUCUCCCGGAGCUCAGUGUUAUCUGAGUCAUUGUUCUUCUCCACCUGUCCCUAAUCCACCUCUUGAAAAAGCAACCUUUGACCUCUUUCUCCAACUGUGGCUACUGGCUGUUUCCACCCAUCUGCCCCGCUGGAGAGAUAUUUGACUCUUCUGUUCUCCCAACUCAACCUCUCUCCACUCCAUCUCCCAUUUACCAUCCCACAGUUCUUUUGGAGCACGGAAAGCCCCAGCUUCGGUUCUCCUGCUUAUGUUCCAAAGUUAACUCUUGGAGUGGUCCGAAGCGCCUCUUGGAGUCAAGCCUCCUCCGGAUCGCUGCUUCCAGUCGGAGGUUCUCUUUCUCCAAGCCGUGUGCCUGUCCCCGGGGAUCACACUGACCAUCUGAGAAAUCAUCGACUCCUGGCCCGUGCUCUUCUUGACUUUGCUCUUCCUGGCAUUGGCCUCACCCUUUCCUGAGCCCUGCAAAAGCGAUUAGAGAUAGAGUUGGUCCAGACCGAAUAUGGGACGGCACUGAGUGAAUAUUUGCUCGCUUGACUGAAAGUAGUCCCUAACCGAAUAGGAGUCGGCACUGUAGUGCAGUUUCAGAGAGUAAAGAGGUAUAUCGUACUCUCCCAAGCGCUUAGUAGAGUACUCCGCACACAGUAGGUGCUUAAUAAGUAUGUAUGAAUGAAUGAAGGAAGAACCGAAGGUGUUUGGAGUCCACCAGCCCGGGCAAACUGCAGCCCUUUCCCUGGGCCCAGCUGUGAUCUUAGGCUCCUGACUUUCUGCCUGCCUUCUUACCAAAGCGCUCUAAUGCUCGACAGACUGUCGGGUGCCGGGUUAUCACUCCAGGUCUUCCGGCCUUUCCCGUCGUCUUCAUCCUACCCCCGUGACCUCUCCCUGGAGAGUAGCAGCGAGUCGGCAUUUCUUUUCCUUCUCUCUGGCCCUGGGUCCUCCUCUGACUGCCGCUGCCUCCGUACCUCAUCCGCCCCUGAAGCAACAGGCCUGACUCCUGGGCACGGAAGUCCCAGUCCAUGCGCGGCAGUCAGAAACAGCCACGCCGACCGUUGCUCGUGCGUUCCUCACCCUAUCUGCCGACCACCAGAUCAGUCCAGUCCCGACUGGGGCCCUCACUGCCGUUGGCAGCAGGACUGGUCCAGUCUAGGCCAGGUCCUCGUGCACCCCUGGAACUCGGGGGCUGCGGAGGAGAGAGACGGGGCGGUUCCGGUUGUAGAAGGGUGGCGUUCAGGCUGCCGUCCCAUAGACCCAGACCGGGGACAGGCCAGACUCUUGGGCCCGCAAACAAUAACCUGACACGUGAGAUAGAACCUGGACUACAUACCUCUUUACAGCGUGCUUGCAACUAGCUUCCACACUGGCUCAAGUGCCCGGUGUCUUAAAUGCUCAGUGCAGUGCUCGGCACGCGGUAAGCGCUUCGUAAAUACCGCCGGUUGAUUUAUUGUUUACUACACCUACCCUCUUCUCUCCUCCUUGCCCCAUAAGAAGCACCUACACAAAUGAGGAAUGACUGUAUUUAUGUAACUCCUUGAAGGAAUAGGGUCUGGUCGAAGCUGUUUUCACCAGUCCCAUCCCUUCUACUUCCUCCUCUUCUCCUGCCCCCCUUUGCUCAAACAGCCGAAAGGAAAUUCCUCCCCUGCUACCAACUUCCAUUCGGGUUGGGAAGGUGAAAACCCGAUCCCCGCUCUCCGUCCUGACAGUCUUAGCGUCAGUCCCAAGAGAGAGCCAGUGUUGAUCCCGUCAGGUAGGCGUGGAGAGGGCAGCAGAAGACCAAGCCUUAGGGGGUGGAUUGUGAUUUGAGGAUUUGGGGAAUUUUCCCCCUUUAAAUCCAAGUGCAGUAGUCAAGUCCAGUGAUCACCCAGUCAGACCACGCGCUCUCAUUCUUCUCAGCUGAUGGGGAACCUUUACGCUGCCUCAUUUUUACAUAGUGCAUGGGUUUGUCCUCAUUACCCGGGGUUCAUGCUGGGAGCAUGACUGAAGAGACAUGGCCCGCCCUUCAUCCGUUUUCAGGGUAAGGCAGAGAUCACUGGCACAGUGAAAGCCCCACAGGGGCACAGUGAACCAAGUCGUGCGUGUGGUCCGACCCGUAAUAAGGGGGCUUUUCCUACUCCGUCCACGUCCCGGUGCUCUUCGGUUUUCCACCGGAUUUGGUAAUGUAAGGUCUACGACGCCCCUGUCGGGAUUGUCUUUUGGAAAUGGAUCCUCGGCACUGGAGAUGCUGGUUUUUGAAAGGUCACGUUCAGUGACUUGAGCGGCCCUUCCAAAGCCCCACUGGGCUGCUUCCUGGGGGCCAGGGACCGGAGGCCACUCGGUCUGGUAGUGCCUGGAGCCUGAAAGGACAAAUCCUCUCUUCUGUGUCCUCGGGGUGACUGGAAAUGCCGCGUUUCCCCCCAGUUAUGCCCCCCCGCCAGGGUGGCCUUGCCCAUCAUCUUCGGCACCUGGGCAGCAUGCACCUUCCCUGGCAGUUUCUUCUAAAGGGACCUGUCGUGCCAUGCCUGGUUCUGGGGGGUGGGCCGCGAGCCUGCUGUGAGAUCCGUUGGUUUUCCAGCAUCUGCUGAGUUGUUGCCCUCUUCACUUCCAGGGGGAGCAAGGCUCCUGGUGAGAUAAAUCCAGGUGCUACUGCUGUUGGAGACUGGAGUGUGGUAUGACGCGCAACUGACCCCCUGCCCCCAACCUGUCCGUGUCUGGACAGGGAAAUACAGAGAGUGACCGGAGUCCUAAGUAAUCCAUCGUUCAUUCAUAUUUAUUGAACACGUAGCGUGUGCAGAGCACGGUACUAACUUCUUGGGAGAGUACAGUAUAACCGCGGUAGACACAUUCCCUGCCCUCAACGCACUUAUAGUCUAAGUAAAAGGAGAAUGUUCUGCUGCUGAGACACAAGAACCAGGUCUUCCGCGGGGGUGGGGGGUGUCUCCUGUUUGCAGGCAGGUGGGCUUGUGUCUGCCAGCCAGUCCUUUCCCAUCUCUCUUCCCCCAAACACCCCUGUACACCCUGGGUACCGUCCAGGCCCAGCCUACCCAGAGAAGGUCCUCUGCACUCUGAGAUGUGAACGCCUGAGCUUUUGAAAGCAGCCCCACUGUCAGAGGUGAGUCCCUGACCACGGAGGGAGCUGCUGACAGGGCUGUUGCCUGGUCCGGAAACCUGAGCAUCUAUAGGCCUUUCCGUGAGAGCCUUUCUCUUGCGGGACUAGCCUCAGGCUAGCCAUCCUCUCUCGGGAUUGCCGUUUCAGCCCUCCCUGCACUGACGCAGGGGCAGUUGGAGCCAGACGGCCUGCUCUGGCUUUACUGAGGAUUCUCAUCAGCGCUGGGGCUCCCUGUUCAGCCAGGCACAUCUCCAAGGAGGUGAUCUCUUUCCUGCCAUGAGAGGAUGGACAGGAGAGGAUCCCCCUCCCCAGUCCUGCCUGUUAGUCCAGCUCAUCAACGCGCUGAGUGCUGGGUCCUUGCACGUGCCAGUCGCAGGUGGGCUCCGGCACGCCCCCGAUCAUCCCCCGCCCUGGGACCGUGGCUCUGCUGACCUCACCGUAGGCCCCCACGGGCAAGCAGGAGGGCAGAGGAUGCAUCCACCGAGCCACUUCUCAUCAGUGGUAGAAGAUUCCCAAACUGGGUGUGGGACCUGAUAGGAAGGCCCCAAACCUGCCGUGGGAGCGGCCACCUGACUGCCCGGCAGAGAACAAAGGUCUUGGCCCUCUGACUUUUACAUUUGACGUGGCAGGACAACCGGAGAAGCCUCUCCUCUGGCUCUCGGGUGUAGGAGUUCCAGGGGUGUGGGCUGGGAAUUCCCCAACACAUCGUUCCACUGUCGGUCUGGAGGGAGGAAAGGGACGGGAAGGGCUGGGGGCAAGAGGGGAGCAUCGGUUCCUGGAGCCGAUGAGGUCUGUGGUUUGGGCCUUGGAGAGGGUCAUGCUAUUAUUAAUGUGUUCCUUGUGACUUUUUUGCUAUCAAUAUAAAUAGAACUUUUAAGGUACAUACAGUUUUUGAAGGGGGAAAAAACCUUUAUUAUGUAUUUGUAGCAAAAAUCAUUUUUCUCAAUAAAUGCAGUUUCAUCCA
Molecule: messenger RNA, 7964 nt
Organism: Ornithorhynchus anatinus (platypus)
Lineage: Eukaryota; Metazoa; Chordata; Mammalia; Monotremata; Ornithorhynchidae
Gene: RNF166
Product: ring finger protein 166
Exons: 7
Coding region: 292-726 (144 amino acids)
Biological process (GO): ubiquitin-dependent protein catabolic process; protein polyubiquitination
Molecular function (GO): ubiquitin protein ligase activity
Source: RefSeq, a predicted model, not a curated record